GCGGGGCCAUAAGCAGAGGCCGGGGCGGGAUCAUAAACGAAGGCGGGAGGCGGGGCUAGAAGCGCGGGCUGGAAGGCGGGGCCAUAAGCAGAGGCCGGGACGGGAUCCGAAGCGAAGGCGGGAGGCGGGGCCAGAGGCACGGGCGGGAGGCCGGGCAAAGGGACCGUUUGAGGACGCGUGAGGCAGCGACUCCCGAGCAUGCUCCGCUGGGCCCGCACCUGGAGGCUCCCGCACAGCGGGCUUGGCCCCUCCAGCCUCGGCUUUCCUCGGGAGCCCGUCGCACUCAGCAGCAGCGUCCGCGGCGGCGCCACGCCGAGGCCGGUGCCGCUCUCCUACAACCUCCUGGACGGGGAGCCGACCCUCCCGGCCCUCGUCUUUCUGCACGGGCUCUUCGGCAGCAAAACCAACUUCAACUCCAUCGCCAAGGGCCUGGCCCGGCAGACCGGCCGCAGAGUUCUCAUGGUGGAUGCCCGGAACCACGGCGACAGCCCCCACAACCCAGACAACAGCUACGAAGCCAUGAGCCAGGACCUUCAGGAGCUCCUGCCCAAGCUGGGCCUGGUGCCCUGCGUCCUCAUCGGCCACAGCAUGGGAGGCAAGACGGCCAUGCUGCUGGCCCUCCAGAGGCCUGAGCUGGUGGACCGUCUGAUCUCCGUGGACAUCAGCCCCGCAGAGACCACGGCGGUGUCGGACUUCCCGGCCUACAUGGCGGCCAUGAAGGCCAUCCGCAUCCCGGAUGGGUUGCCCCGCUCCUCCGCCCGCAAACUGGCCGAUGAGCAGCUCAGUUCCGUCAUCCAGGACAUAGGCGUGCGGCAGUUCCUACUCACCAACCUGGUGGAGGUGGACGGGCGCCACGUGUGGCGGGUGAACCUGGACGCCCUGGCACAGCACAUGAGCCACAUCAUGACCUUUCCUGCCCACCUGGACGCCUACCCGGGGCCCACCCUCUUCCUCCUCGGCGGAAACUCCGAGUUCGUGCGCCCCUGCCACCACCCCAAGAUCCGGCAGCUCUUUCCUCGUGCCCAGCUGCAGACGGUGCCCAAUGCUGGCCACUGGGUCCACGCCGACUGCCCGCAGGACUUCAUGGCUGCCGUCCGAGGCUUCCUGGCCUGAGAGCCGCCCUGUGGCCUGCUCCGGUUCUGCACACAGGCCCAGGCGGGCCCCGUGGGGGACACGAAGACGCAGAGAUGCUCCGAUCUUUGCCUUUAAUGAGUAAAUAUCGCCCGGCCCAAGGUCUCUCAGCGCCAGCGCCCCCACCGGCCCAGGGGGAAGCGGCCCCGGGGGCCCUGGGCCACUCUGGAGUCUCUGGGGGUCCCCGCAGCACCCCCGGCCUCACGCUCCUUCCGCAGCUGAGUCUCCACCUGCCGCUGCACCAGCUGUUGCAUGUCUUCCUGCGGGCGGGAGAGCGGGGUCAGCAGCGGCCCCGGGCCCGGCCCCCCAGCCCCAGGUGGCAUGCCCACUCUACCUCCCAGGCCUCGACCUCCUGCUGCAGCCUCAGUUUCUCCUCCAGGACUUCCAGCAGCUGGGCCUCCACAGCUUGCAGCCGGGCCCUGCAGCCGUCCAGCUCUGCCUCCAGGGCCCGCUUCCUGCGGGGAAGGGCGCCCGGAGCUGGCAGUGCCUGGUGGUGCUCUCCUUCCCGGAGCCUUCCGCCGCCCCACCCUCCUCCUCCUCUCCCCCUCCCUCCCCUCCCCCUCCCUCUCCUGCCCUGAAGGAGCCCCACGCCCCACCCCACCCCUGCAGGUUGUUGCCACUCACUUGGCAAUGGCCUCAUCGCGUUCCCGCAGGGCUUGGUCCAGCGAGGGCUCUGUCCCAAGGUCCCCCAGUGCUCUAGCCACCCGCCGCGCCGGGCUCUGGCAGGGGAAAGAGGUGGGAGCAGGGGUGAGCUUGUCCAGCUGGGUGAGCCCACCCUGGGCCCUUCUCCUUGGCCUUGGGUGUGAUGCUAGAGCCAGAGGUCCAGGAAGUUCAGCCUGUGUCCCUGAUGGCCAGGUCUGCACAGUGCCAUGUGAGGGGGUGGCCGGCGUCUGGUCCCUGAGCACUGACGCCUUCUCCCCGGACCGCUGAAGGAGGGUCCUGCCGGCUGGGAGCGCAAUUACCCCUCCGGGCCCCAGACCGAGAGGCGGGCUGACUGGGAGGCUAAUCAGUGGGGUGGGGCUGGAGGCCGCGGCCCUUUGCCCUCCUCGGAGGCUGGGUGCCCUAGCAGGCCCCGCCCCCGCCUGCUGCCACGCCCCCGCCUCCCCUGCCCUGUCACACCCACCUCUCACCGGAAGGGGGCGCUCUGCUGCCAUCGGAGGACGGGAAAGGAGGGUCAGGUCCCCGCUCGCCCACCAGGCAACCCUUCCCAGAGUGGGUACUUGGACUGACAUCUACACAAGACGCCCCAGCAGUGCAGUGACCAGUGACAACGGAAACAGAACUGGUCUCAGCAGGAAGCUGGAGGGGGACAAUGGGGCAGUGGUGGAGGGAAGUGGACACUGGGAAAGGGAGUGGUCUUGGGCUGUGUCAGGCGUGAACCCCACCAUAUGCAGUAUUGUCAAGCAUGGUGCCAUACCCAAAAUUAAAGAAACCAAAUUUCAAGA
Sorex araneus (European shrew) is the source of this 2576-nucleotide messenger RNA. It is a transcript of the gene ABHD11, whose product is annotated as abhydrolase domain containing 11. Lineage: Eukaryota; Metazoa; Chordata; Mammalia; Eulipotyphla; Soricidae. The transcript has 6 exons. The record is from RefSeq and is a predicted model, not a curated record. Gene Ontology annotation, cellular component: mitochondrion. Bases 199 to 1113 code for a protein of 304 amino acids.